This is a messenger RNA of Sclerotinia sclerotiorum 1980 UF-70, 288 nucleotides long. RefSeq lists its product with no specific name. Lineage: Eukaryota; Fungi; Ascomycota; Leotiomycetes; Helotiales; Sclerotiniaceae. The record is from RefSeq and is a predicted model, not a curated record. The transcript is spliced from 2 exons. Bases 1 to 288 code for a protein of 95 amino acids.
AUGUUCAUCAACCAUUGUCAACAUAUUCAAGAAAUUACCCUUGGAAAAUCAGCUCGAAGAUCGGAAUUCCAGGAAACACCAAAAGAAGUAUCAUUAGUACUCUAUUCCAACUCAAAAUUGGACACGGAUAUUUCAAAUCUUAUCUUAAACGAUUCGGAAUCUCCACUAACAACAAUUGUAGAUGCGGGGAACAGGAAUCUCUUGAUCAUCUUCUGUCCAAUUGUUCCAUAUACAAUACGGAAUCACCAAAACUCUCGAAUUUAUCGAAGCCACGCGGAUAGCCACUAG